AUGAGCGCGUCUCGUGUGCUGCAAUUAGCCCAUAAAUCAUCUCCAUUUCACAUCAAGUCUUGUCCGAGAGUUUGUGUACAACCUGCAAUACAAUGGCGUUCUCAUAGUAACUACAACCACUUUGUUGGUCCCACCAAGCUUGCCUCCACAGACCCGAAUGCUGAUUUCCUUCCUUUUAUGUGUAAGGAAGUGAAGCCUUUUACUCUGGCUAUCAAGGAUAAUAUUGUAACCUCUGACUUCCCAACACAAUGCGCCUCAGCCAUUCUCUCUUCUCACUCCUCACCCUUCGAAGCUACUGUGGUUCGUCAACUGCGCAAACGCGGAGCAACAGUGGUUGGAAAGACCAACAUGGAUGAAUUCGGUAUGGGCUCCCAUUCGACAAACUCAGUGAAUGGCGCAGUGAGGAACCCCCUGGCCAAGGAUGACGAAGUGUCAGCCGGCGGAAGCUCAGGUGGAAGCGCCGUUGCAGUACGACUAGGCGAUGCCGAUAUCGCCCUAGGAACAGACACAGGUGGCUCAAUUCGACUGCCCGCGGCAUAUACUGGAACAGUUGGCUACAAGCCUAGUUAUGGCAUGAUUUCUCGGUUUGGCGUGGUUCCGUACGCAAACUCCCUGGAUACAGUCGGCUUCUUGUCUAAGGAUGUCAAGCCGAUACAUUACCUCAUCUUCGAGACUGGCAUGCACAACGAACAUGACUCUUCGGAUCCAACAUCACUACCCGCCGCAUCCCGAAACCGAUGUGCUUCAACAAUACCAUCCACCCUUCCUGAGCUAUCAAGACUAAAUAUCGGCAUUCCUCUUGAAUACAAUAUUGACGAGCUUGACCCUUCUAUCCGCGCCGCUUGGGUUUCUGCUGCCUCUGCUCUCGAGGCUCAGGGCGCAUCUCUAGUUCCCAUCUCUCUUCCUUCCACAAAAGAAGCCCUGUGUGCUUACUAUGUCCUCGCUCCCGCGGAAGCAUCCUCGAAUCUCGCCAAGUAUGACGGUGUUCGCUACGGAAAGCGUGGUGAAGGUAGCGAUGCAGUGGGUGAGACUCUCUACUCUGAUACCCGUGGUGAGGGCUUCGGUGAAGAGGUCAAGCGACGAAUCCUCCUCGGCACAUACAGCCUCAGUUCUGAGGCAAUAGACAAUUACUUCAUACAAGCCCAAAAGAUUCGGCGGAUGGUGCAGAAGGAUUUUGAUCGCGUAUUCCGACUUGACAACCCCCUUUAUGAGCCUGCGCAGUUUGACUUGAGUGACAUGGCUGAGGCCACCGGAAUGGAGGACAAAACCGGCCCUGUUCAAGUGGACUUCAUCCUCUCUCCUACAGCGCCAACAUUUCCCCCAAGACUGGAAGAUCUCAAGCAGCAGAGCAGUGUAGACGUUUACAUGAACGACGUCUUUACGGUUCCAGCAAGUUUGGCAGGUUUACCAGCUGUGAGUGUCCCAGCUAAGGUGGAGGGAAGUCAGUUUCCAGCAGGGUUGCAGGUCAUCGGACAAUACUGGGACGACCAGAGGGUGCUUCAACUGGCAGAAAGGUUAAAAUCACUGGUGGCAUGA
Molecule: messenger RNA, 1536 nt
Organism: Fusarium fujikuroi IMI 58289
Lineage: Eukaryota; Fungi; Ascomycota; Sordariomycetes; Hypocreales; Nectriaceae
Product: related to glutamyl-tRNA(Gln) amidotransferase subunit A
Exons: 2
Coding region: 1-1536 (511 amino acids)
Biological process (GO): glutaminyl-tRNAGln biosynthesis via transamidation; mitochondrial translation
Cellular component (GO): mitochondrion; glutamyl-tRNA(Gln) amidotransferase complex
Molecular function (GO): glutaminyl-tRNA synthase (glutamine-hydrolyzing) activity
Source: RefSeq, a predicted model, not a curated record